AUGAAGUUUGGGCGUGUUCUCCGCGACUCUGCCGAUUGCUCCCCGGACCUGCCCGAGCUGAGGGCGCUGUUUGACGCCUACAAGCAGCUCAAGAAGCAGGUCAAGGCCAUCCCUGUGGUUGGGGCCGCCUCAACCACGCUGGCCGCAGAACAGCUGGCAUUCGGGGCGUCCUUGGGCGGUGUGGUGGCGCGUCUGAACGACAUGUGGCUUGAAAAGGAGGAGACCAGCGUGAUACGCGUCGAGGCGCUCGAGGCUGCGCUUGCGGGUGCGGGGCGUGACGUGGCGCGUCUGGACGCGCUGCGGCGUGAGCUGACCGAUUUUCACGGGGAGGUGCUGCUGCUGGUGCACUGGAGCAUCCUGGCCUACACCGCCACGGUCAAGCUGCUAAAGAAGCACCACAAGCGCACCGGCCUGCUGCUCAACGCGCCCCUCGGGAACCUGCUGUCACAGCCCUUUUGCUCAACAGAGGUGGGCGCAAUGGGUGGGACAGAGGGAGUGACGUGUGGAGCCAAGGCGGCGCUUUGCAUAGAUGGUUGGCUGUGUGAUGCAGCUCCAUGGCUUGCGGACCUGCACUGA
Molecule: messenger RNA, 576 nt
Organism: Monoraphidium neglectum
Lineage: Eukaryota; Viridiplantae; Chlorophyta; Chlorophyceae; Sphaeropleales; Selenastraceae
Exons: 1
Coding region: 1-576 (191 amino acids)
Biological process (GO): cellular response to phosphate starvation
Source: RefSeq, a predicted model, not a curated record